GGCGAAGCACCUGCAAGGAGAUAUACGUGGGUUUUGCCCCGUGCCGGACGAGUCAGACAGGGGCAAUCUUUGGAAAAGCAGCAGCGCGUGCGUGUUUUGCGCACGUGGCGUAUUGAUAAGCACCGAGGGCACUGGGGUGUAUUCACCAGUUCCGUGCAGGUCAGCAUAACCCUUACGGAGGUCCCACCUUUCAGCGAAUCGGGAAAGAGAACCGCGACUGCGUUUCUUCGAAUGAACGAAAGAAAUCCAUCCCAUUGCGCGCUGUCUACACGUCUGUGAUCGUUUCUGUCAACCAGAUCCGCGCACUGGAGCUAAAUUAACGGCUGACAACGGCCGAGCCUUAUGCACACUCGAAGUUGUCGGACCAACACCACCUUUCUAGGUGGCGUUGGUCGGACGCGUAGAUAUCACUGAGCUGCGCGGAUUAGGUGAGGUGGAGCAUGAGCGGUGACAAGUGGUCGACGCUGUCCUUCGACACUUAUAUAAGCCGACGCGGGGUGGCUAAGCGGCGAUUGCACAGCAAGCGUUGUCAUCAGUCGGGAGUCCCGCUUCAGUGUCUAGUCCCGCCGUUCCUCGUCCUGACAGUUACCCUCGGCAACAUGGUUGGCGCGCUCGCACUGUGCUCCGCGGUCGCUCUGCUGGUCGGCGCUUGCGCCGCUCCUUCCUACGAUGAGAGCGCUCACCCCGCACAGGGACCCGGCGACAUCGCGAGGCGCUUCGAACAAAUCGAGCAAGCAUGUUUUCAAGAAGCUCAGAUGACUGCAGAAGAGACAUCGACAGUAGUGGAUGUCCGCAAGCGAGCCACGGAAGAAGUGGGAUCGCAAAACGUGAACCAGCAGCUUGACUUCCUGGAGUACAUUGACCGCUACGCGCCCACCCCUGAAGUUGCCCGCGGCAUCCGGUCCAAGUGGAAUGCAUUUACAGUGUGCGUUGGUCGCGAAGCUGCUAAACUGGCGUCCAGGUCGUAAUGCUUUCACUCCUGCUGCAAGACAACCACUUCCGAGUGGGCACUUCUGAGUGGGCACUGCACUUGUGGCAGCUUUUCGUAAAUAAAUUGUCUGAUUUACUUAUUCA
Dermacentor albipictus is the source of this 1074-nucleotide messenger RNA. RefSeq lists its product as uncharacterized. The record is from RefSeq and is a predicted model, not a curated record. NCBI's taxonomy places the organism in Eukaryota, Metazoa, Arthropoda, Arachnida, Ixodida, Ixodidae.